Selaginella moellendorffii is the source of this 1852-nucleotide messenger RNA. Its product is annotated as cleavage and polyadenylation specificity factor subunit 6. Bases 1 to 1401 code for a protein of 466 amino acids. NCBI's taxonomy places the organism in Eukaryota, Viridiplantae, Streptophyta, Lycopodiopsida, Selaginellales, Selaginellaceae. The record is from RefSeq and is a predicted model, not a curated record. The transcript is spliced from 4 exons.
AUGGCUAGCAUCAUCCGUCGGAGUGUGCCGCCGUCAUCUCCGCCUCAUCGGGCGCCGCCUCCAGCUGCGCACAGGAGCGUGCAUCCGCCUCGUCCGGGGCACAGGAGCGUGACGCCGCCCAAAACGAGAGCGCCACCACCAGUAGGCCACGAAGCAGCAAAGCAGCACCAGCACAGUCCGCCACCUCCACCAACAAGCCAUGGAUCAAAGCAGCACAGCCACGGAGGAGGAGGAGCAAAGCAGCACCCACCUCCACCAGCAAAGCAGCAUACAGGGCCACCACCUUCUUCCGGGACAAUCACUUGGCGACCAAGGAGGUUUGGGCCGCCGCCACCUCCACCAGCAAAGGAGCAUACAGGGCCUGGGACAACCACUUGGUGGCCAAGGCCCGCUCAUGACACGAUAACAUGGCAACCAGGGUCGCCUGUCUUUCACACGUUUUCAUCGCCGCCUCCGCCUGGCCCCUUGUCUAUUGCUCCGCCUCUGGGGUCGUCAUCAUCAACAGCAGCAGCAGCAGCGGCAGCGUUUGCGACACCGGGGCUGCUUGCGGCAGGCAUCGUCCUUUUCCUGCUUGCUAUGGUGGCCAUCGUCACUGGCAUCUGGAUACUCGUGAAGGGAAGAAGAAAGAAGGCGAAUGACAUCCUGGUGCGCUACGUCGGGAGCAGCCAUCUUCCUGGCAGUGGCAGCAGCAGCAGCAGUCAGCGAGAGCAUCUCGUUCCCUUGAGCAAGAUUGAGGAUGCAGAGCUCCGGGACAAGCUCGAUUCUUUCGUUCAAGAGAGGAGCAAGCAGCAGCUUCGACCGUCGCAGCUGAAUGCCAGCACAAAGGUGGCCAGUCCUCCACUCGCGAGGCCUCCAAGGCGACUGCCACCUUCGGCUUUUCUCAAGAUGAAUCCAAUCUAUGGUGCUGCUACUGAUUCGGUUGACGACCGCCUGACGCCGCCAUUGGGACGAGAUCCACCAGCAGCGAUCCACGGAGUCGACGAGCGCAAGAAGGUGCCAAGAGCUUCUCUCCCAGAGGAUCCAUUCUUGUCGAGUGCUGCUCGUCGGAGCGGCAAUGAUCGAAGAGCCCAGGAACAGGCUGUGGAUCCAGUGUCUCGUCGUGGCACUGUGUUCGAUCCUGGAGAUGCUUUCGUUGUUCGGCUCGCAGCAGCAGCGGAGAAGCGAGCUGAGAUGGAGAAGCACAUGCAAAGGAUCAUCGAGUUUGGGAUGAGGAGGCCCGGCAACAAGCACUCCCACUGGAUCCGUGAGGUGGAGAAUCUGGAGAAGCCCGUGGUUGAGAAGCCCGUGGUUGAGGCAAAUCACUCGGCCAAUUCUGGAGGUUCGCAUUUGGCUGCUCGUGUACACGACUCAGAUGCCAAGCCUUCCACCUCGGAGGUUAAGCUUGAGCUCGACGGAGCUUAGAGCGAAAGGAGGUACGCUUUUCGGUCGUUUUGGACUGAUGAUACGCUUGAGGUUGCAGGCAUAGAAUGAAGAUUCAUGAAACAAAUUACUUCGGUUUUUUUAAACCGCAACAGGCAAAGGCAGGUCCGUGGUAUUCAAUCAAAAUUAUAACAGAUGGAGAAGUCUGGAGACAUUUGAAUUAGGAGAAGGCAAUGAGACAACUGCUCUUCAUUAAGACAACAGAGAGACAUUGAAUUGGGAGAUAAUAUUGCAAGUCUCAAACAAGGCAACGAGAUAACUGCUCUUCAUUAAGACAGCAGAGAGACAUUGAAUUAGGAAAUUAUGAUUUGCAAAUCUCAAACAAGGCAACGAGACAACAGCUCUUCACGAAGACAACAGAGAGACAUUGAAUUGGUUAGAAUUUUCUUGUUCCUGUUUUUAAAAAAUUUAAACUUUCGAAACGAUUUUACAA